CCAGGGACUGAAGAAGGUGCCUGGGUCGCUUCCUCCCGGCGGGGAGCCGGCACCAGCACCCGGACUCGGGCGGCAGGGCGCGAGGCAAGCCGGGGGGACUGCUGGGCGGCGGCGGCGGGCGGCUCCGCCUCCGGACCCGCCCCGAGGGGAGGACUCGCAGCCCCGGACCGGACCUCGCGACCUCGGCGCCGCCCCCGCGGGGAGACUCAGCCCGAGAGGCCGGACCGGCGCGGCGAGGACCCGACUCCGCCGAGCGCCGCCAUGUGCCCCGCGCCCCCGGCCCGCGCGCCCUGGCGCUGGGUGCUGCCGCUGCUGGUCCUGGGCGGUGCGGGGCUGAGCCUCGCCGGACCCCCGCCCGCAGCCCGCAGCCGGAACUGGUGUGCGGUCGUCGUGACCAGGAACGUGAGCUGCUCGGUGCUGGACGGGAGGGAGAGCUUCGUGCAAGCCCAGUACUCCUGCGCCUGGGGCCGGGCGCCCUGUCUGUCCGCGCCGCUGUACCGGGUGAGCUUCAGACCCAGAUAUGUCACUAGGUACAAGACAGUGACGCAGCUGGAGUGGAAGUGCUGCCCUGGCUUCAGAGGGGCAGACUGCCAAGAAGGUGUCAGCCACCCCAUGAGGAAGCCUCUUCCCACGCCCUCUCGACCUCGGAGCAACAUGAAGAAAGCCACAGAUAAUGAACCGGGCCCGGUCUCAGAACCCAAGAAUAAGCUGCCAGCAACUCACGCCGUCGAGCCAAGUCACACUGUCGGUCCACAGCUGGAGAAGAGAAUCCAGGUACUGGAGGAGAAGGUCCUGAGACUCACAAAGACGGUGCUCGACCUUCAGUCUUCCAUUGCCGACGUGAAUGGAAACCUCAAACACGGCGUUCAGGACGAUGCCAGCAGAGUGGCACCAGGCCCCAGCAGCCAGCACCUGCAGCCGGGACCGAGCACGGAGAUGGCCUCUCCCCCCGGAGACCCCAGCAAGAAGGAAUCUGGCGUGAAGGACAUCCAAUCCGAACUGGCUGAGGUCAAGGAUGCCCUGAAGACCAAGGGCGACAAGCUGGAAGAACUGGACGGGAAGGUGAAGGGUUACGAGGGGCAGCUCAGACAGCUCCAGGAAGCAGCCCAGGGCCCCACCGUGACCAUGACCGUCGGCGAGCUCUACCAGGCCUACGUGGACAGCAAGAUGGACGCGCUGAGAGAAGAGCUCGCGGAGGGGAUGGACAGAAAGCUGGCGGACCUGAAGAACGCCUGUGAGUACAAGCUGCUUGGGCUCCAGCAGCAGUGUGACGAUUACGGGACCAGCUAUCUGGGGGUGAUCGAACUCUUAGGAGAGAAGGAGGCAAGCCUGAAGCAAGAAAUGAGCGACCUUCGAUCUCGGUUGCCAGACGCCUCGGCACCGCCCAAUUGCUGCAGCCGUGAGAAGGACGGCGACCUGGGCCAGCAGAUGCAGGCGUUAGACCGGAAAGUCGAGAGCAUCGCCGAGGCCACCAGGAUGCUGAACGGACGACUGGACAAUGAGCUCGAGCGCCUGUCGGCGCCGGAGCCCGCCGGGGACUUUGACGCGAGAUGGAACGAACUGGACGCGAGGAUCAACGUCACGGAGAAGAACGCAGAGGAGCACUGCUUUUACAUCGAAGAGACCCUCCGGGGGACCAUCCACCGAGAGCUGGACGGCCUGAGGCAGCUCGUCGAUCGGAAGCUGCAGCCUCUGCGGGAGCGCCUGGGAAGCGUGCCCGAGGCGGCCAAGGGCAGCGGCCACGCCGCACAGCCCGGGCCCCCCGCGUGGCCAUCGGUGUCGGGGGCCGAGAAGGAGAAUGGCCGGGUGCUGAUGGAAUUAGCCGAGCUUCGGGGCAGGGUGCGAGCUGUGGAGGACGUCUGCCUGGACGCCCGGCCGGGAGAGCCACGCGGGCCGGGUGUGGAGGGCCCCCGCCUCCGGGGGCGGCUCAACGACACGGUGCCCAGGCGCUUUGGGGACGCCGAGCGGAGCCUGCAGAGCCUCCGAGAGCAUCUCGGGCCCAGUCGGGGCGGAGAAGGCGCGGGAGACCUGUCGCAGGGGGGCGGGCGGGAGAGCGCGGGGGCACCCUGCCGCCAGCUGGAGGACAGGUGGCAGAGCCUGCGGGCCCGGGUCCGCGCGCACGGGCCGGGGGUCUCUGCGGUCGAGGGCAGGCCGGACGCCGUGGCGGGCGGCCUCGAGAGCGGCGAGGAAGGGCUCGGCAGGCACGCCAGCAGCCUGUGGGCUUGUGUCAGGCGCCUGGACGGCACCCUCCGGUCACAGUCCAGAGACAUCUCCGGCCUGAGAAGCUCGCUGCAGCAGCUGUACACCCACGUCUUCCAGAUCUCUACUGACCUGCGGGACCUGCUCCCAUCUCCGCCGCCAGCCACGGAGGAGCCCCCAGAAGUGUUUCAGCCUCCCCCCGGGCGGAAGGCCCCUGAGAAGCCCUCACCCCGGACAGAACCGCCACCUCCUGAGCCGACCCGGACGCCAAGCACCCCCUUGCCUCCCGAGGACGCUGGGCUACAGAGACCAGUCCUGCCCACGAGACCCCUGCAGCAGCCACGGCCCCCACCACCGUGGCCCGCCCUGCCUGGCUCGUCGGGGGUCUACACGGAGACUGGAGAGGCCGGGCCUCCUGGGAGGGUGGGCAUGUCGGGCUGGGGCCUGCUGCAGGGGGUGGACGGCCAGACCGGGCAGAGGCCCAUCCCCAGUGCAGAAGGCUACGCAGGGGCCCCAGGAUACUCCAAGUCCCCGCCUGUGGCCUCCCCAGUGGCUUCCCUGGUGUCCUUCUCUGCCGGCCUGACUCAGAAGCCUUUCCCCAGCGAGAGAGGCGUCGUCCUAUUUAACAAAGUGCUGGUGAACGACGGCAACGUAUACGACCCUGAUACAGGGAUCUUCACGGCGCCCUUUGACGGGCGGUACCUGAUCACGGCCACCCUCACGCCCGAGAGGGAGGCCUAUGUGGAGGCCGUCCUGUCCGUCUCCAACGCCAGCGUGGCCCAGCUGCACACCGCCGGCUACGAGAGAGAGGAUCUGGAGUACCACCGGCCUCCAGGGGCCGGGCACAGCUGCGGGGGCCCCGGGGCCUUUCAUCUGAUCCUGCAUCUGACGGCCGGAGACGUCGUCAACAUCGUGGUGACGGGAGGCCGGCUGGCUCACACGGACUCUGACGAGAUGUACUCCACGUUCAGCGGGGUCUUCCUGUACCCUUUCCCGCCCGCCUCUAGCUAGGGCAGCUGCUCAAUUCUGGAGCUUUAAUGCACCCAGCGUCCGGGGAGGUAGCCCCCCAGUCCAGAGCCUCACCGCCACACAGGCGGCUAGUGAGACGUGCUUGUCGUGCUCACUGAUGUGUCGCUCUGACGGGACGGUCCCAGCCGCAGGUGCCCGGGCGGUGACCUCGGCCACACUGGGAAGGAAGCUCUAGGCUGAGCGAGCGCAGGCACCUGUGGCCGCAGUCUUGCCCCGAAGGGCGAGCUGUCUCCAUCCUGCCCGGUUGUCCUUCCACUGCACAUAGGACAGGAGUGUCGCACUGUGGUGCUGUGGCCACGAGCCACCAGGCUCAGGAGACUUCGGCCAAGGCUCCUUGAGUGACGUGUAUGAUUUCAGUGCACAGACGGGGAGUGCCAAUAAAGAUGAAAAGACCACAGUGACUGAAGUCUGGUGCCUUCUGGAUGGAGACUCGCUGCCAAAAAAACUGUACAAAGGGACUUGACAGGGCUUGAGUGGUGUAAGGACCCAUGUUCAAGGCCCCCGUUCCCACUUGCAGGGGGAAGCUUCACGAGCGCUGAAGCAGGGCUGCAGGUUGGCUGGCUUCUCCCUCCCCUCCAAACCCUCAACUUCCCUGUCGCUAUUAAAAAAAAAUCCUGA
Molecule: messenger RNA, 3846 nt
Organism: Erinaceus europaeus (western European hedgehog)
Lineage: Eukaryota; Metazoa; Chordata; Mammalia; Eulipotyphla; Erinaceidae
Gene: EMILIN2
Product: elastin microfibril interfacer 2
Exons: 8
Coding region: 262-3210 (982 amino acids)
Molecular function (GO): protein binding
Source: RefSeq, a predicted model, not a curated record